Molecule: messenger RNA, 789 nt
Organism: Punica granatum (pomegranate)
Lineage: Eukaryota; Viridiplantae; Streptophyta; Magnoliopsida; Myrtales; Lythraceae
Source: RefSeq, a predicted model, not a curated record
AUCCAGGUCUGUUAACAAUACAAACACGCCACUCGUAAAAAAAGAGCCAAAGCGAGUAUCUUCUCAUGGAAUCCUCCCACCAAUCCUCCUAUAUAUAUCUCAAGCCUUACUUCAACUAACUCCUCAAUCCUCACAAUCACUAUUUCUUGAGCAUCACUUCACUAACGAGAUCAACCCAUGGGCAAGAACAGAAAGUGGGCACUGCUAAGCCACCUGACGAGGGCCGUGCUCAGAUUCACCCGUCGCACCACUUCCAUUCUCGGCUGCUGUGGAGUCGGUAGCAAUAAUCACGAAAUACGGAGGCUUAGGUCGUUUGGCAAUUCUUUGCUGGGUGUACACAGAAGUAUCAUGGAAGAUACCGUGACUUCGACGCACGAAGAAAUUCAGUUCAAGAGAGCUCAAUUGUAUCGCGGCAAGGAGAGUGGUGAUGAGGAUGGCGGAGCGGAAGAAGAUAUAGACGAGAGGGCGGAGGACUUCAUCGCAAGGUUUAGACGCCGACUCCUAAUGGAGAGGCAGGUUUCUUUGGCUCUACGUUACAAACGAGGGAAUAGUUUCUAAGAGACGCGAGGUUCAUAUAAUAUAUAUGCUACGACCUUAUUGGUUUACUUUUGAACCUAUAUUAUUAUAUUGAGAGUAUGAAAAUAAAAAAGAAAGGAAUGUGUAAUUGUUAUUAUUGUUGUUGUUGUUGAGAAGAUAAUAUAGGCAGAAUAGCUCAUAAUUCAUGUCAUCAAUUCCGAUAUUUUGUUGAUCAUUAUUGUAAUUGAAUCCUAUAUAAAUGUCUUUGCAAAC